GCUCACUAUAAAGAGCCGGCAUAUGUUCUCAUCACUGUGAUGUAUCUCCAUUGAUAUACAUCCAUGUGUGGCUCCCAUAGUGGCUCCCUGGCUGCUGCUGCUUUCUUUUCUCUCUCUCUCUCUCUGAUCAGCUGUUGUGAAGACGGUGGUGACGUCGUUUCCGCUCUCACACCCGACAUUACAACAACAAGGCAGAAGAACCGAGCUGGGACGAAGAGGCGACGACACUAGAAGAGUAAAAAGAAACCCAAGAACUGUCACCACAGAAGAAUUUCCAUCGAGUUGGAAACCAGCAACUUCCUCCGAUAAAUGAAACACAUGUUGUAGAGGGGGAACCACAUCCUCUCACCAGCAGCAUCACAGCAGCAGCAGCACGGACAGUUUUAGGUGUUUUCCUGAGUCCAGAAUGGAGAGGAUUUGAGGGAGACUCCUCAGGUGAGUCCUGAGUCGUGACACUAAGCUCUCCUGAGCUCAGGUUCUUCAGAGCCCACCCCUGGUAGUAAUAUGAGCCAUGGACUCUGGGGCAGUUGAUAGUCCUGUAACCCUGGUCAUUAAGGCCCCUAAUCAGAAGUAUGAAGACCAGACCAUUAACUGCUUCCUCAACUGGACCGUGGAGAAGCUGAAGAGUCACAUCUCCAACGUGUACCCCAGCAAGCCGCUGUCCAAAGACCAGCGGCUGGUGUACUCAGGAAGGCUCCUUCAAGACCACCUGCAGCUCAGAGAUGUGCUUAGAAAGGAUGAAUACCACAUGAUGCAUCUAGUGUGUACCUCUCACAGUCCCCCAGGCUCGCCCAUGCCCCGGAGCCCUUCCAUGGCCAACUCUGCUGCUUCUGACUCCAGCAGUUCAGACAGUGCGGGCUCGACGUCCCCUGGCACCACACCAAAUCAGGACAGUCAGCCAGCUUCCUCCUCCUCUUCUGUCCCAGGAAGUUAUGAUGGGUUGAGAUAUCGCGGUGGUUUCCCCCAGUACAACCCACAGAACCCCCCCGGAGUCCCUCAGUGGCCAGAUGGAGCCCAGGUCCCUCUACAAGGCGGCCUCCCUGCCAACAUGCCCCCCCACCCCAUGUACAUGCCCAUGCAGAUGCUGUGGUGGCAGCAGAUGUAUGCACGCCACUACUACAUGCAAUAUCAAGCAGCAGUCGCCGCCUCUCAGCCUCCCAGCGCCUCCCCUCCAUCCGCCCCCUCUCCCUCGCCCCACCAGCCCGCCCAGCCCAACGAAGCAGUACAACCCCCGUUGGGGCCCAACCCGGCCCCCAACCCCUUACCAGAGAACCAGCCGGCCAACCCCAACAUCCAGAUGAACGCGCAGGGCGGGGCGGUGAUGAACGAGGACGAGCUGAACCGCGAUUGGCUGGACUGGCUGUACACGGUGUCUCGUGCCGGCGUCCUGCUCAGUAUCGUCUACUUCUACUCUUCUUUUAGCCGCUUUGUCAUGGUUGUUGGCGCCAUGCUGCUCGUCUACCUGCACCAGGCUGGUUGGUUUCCCUUCAGGCCGGAGCAGCAGAACUUCAGAGGAGGAGAAAGGCCCGGGGCUCCUCAGGAAGAAGCGGAGCGGCACCAGGAUAUACAGGAAAUGGAACGUUUGAUGGACGAGGGGAUGGACGAUGAUGACAGCGGUGAGGAAGGAGGAGGAGGAGGAGGAGGAGGAGGAGGAGGAGGAGGCCCAGAGGACCAGGCCCAGGCUGCUGCCGCUCCUGCUGCUGCUGCUCUCCCCGAGCCGAACUUCCUUACCACCGCGUGGUCCUUCAUCAGCACCUUCUUCACCUCGCUUAUCCCGGAGGGACGGCCCCACCCGGCUAACUAGGCAGACCCCCUACCUCUCAAAUACCCCUCCUCCUCCUCCUCCUCCUCUUCCUCCUCCUGCCAGCAGGUACAACUCUACAGAAGUAUCACAAUUCCCACCUUCGUCUUAGCUGCCCCGAAUACCCAGAAAACCACCUUCAGAUACCCCCAUACAGUCAAAUACCCAUUAACCACAGACCGCCCAGUUCAAACCUCCUACAAGCUGCCAACAAACGGACCUUUGAGCAGAUGCAGUUUGUCUCUCUGAUGCAGGGUUAGGAGAAUAAAUGGACAUUUAGAAAAGAAAUAUCAUUCUGUGUUAAUGGAGUAAAUGCUUCAGCAGUGAAUUUAAAAAAAAAAAAAAAAUUCUUUCAUCGGUUGCGAAUUCAUUGAGACGUGACGAAGAGACUCUGGAGGGAGCUGUCUUCCAUUUUAAGCAGUGAUAAAGUCAUUUUUUUUGGAGACUUUUCAAAUGAGGGAUGUGACCCAGAUCACAACAAAAAAAAAGAAAGAAAAAAAAAAUCAGGAAUCUCCCUGAAAUGAGAGGGAGAUGUGUGUCCUUAACAAACCAUGAAAACCACAUCUCUGGUGACAUUUUCAUGUAUGCACAUGAUGUGCAUAAAGACGUUGCAGAUACAGAAGCACAUUGUUUUCCCACUUUGUGUAUUUGAACAUUAUCUAUUUACAAAUGUAAGUAUAUGCAUCUAUAAUUCCUGAAUAUAUUGCUUUUUUUGAAUAAAAAUCUUGCUGCGGUUUGUC
Messenger RNA from Thunnus maccoyii (southern bluefin tuna), 2541 nucleotides. RefSeq names its product HERPUD family member 2 (gene herpud2). The record is from RefSeq and is a predicted model, not a curated record. The coding region runs from base 512 to 1804 and encodes 430 amino acids. Gene Ontology annotation, molecular function: protein binding. Gene Ontology annotation, biological process: endoplasmic reticulum unfolded protein response. Lineage: Eukaryota; Metazoa; Chordata; Actinopteri; Scombriformes; Scombridae. The transcript has 9 exons.